AUGGCAGGAGAGUUUUUCACCAUGGAAAAUAUGCUUCUGCAUGCAAUCGAAGGCCCAGACUUCCCUCGGUCAGUAGCUGCAUCUGACUUGCUUCUACUAGAAAACCAGCUGCCUUGGGGAGUUGUUGAAUGUUUAUUCGAACUCACAAAGGAACCCAAUCAAGAACGUUCUUGCAACUAUCUGACAGAGCUUUGUGGUAGAGUGUGGAGGGAUCCGGUUGAGACUGUAGUUUGUGGUAGACCGCUUGGGAUUGUAGAGGAGAAAUCGAGAAGCCGACAUCUACUUGACACUUGGCGACUCUUCUCAUCUGGACCAGACCACAUAUGUGAAGUUUAUUCAUGGUUCUCGCUCCCUUCUUCUGCAACGGAGCUUUUGCAAAUUGGAGUGAAAUUCAGAAGAAGACGGAGUGAUGAAAAUAUCCUUAUCGUAACCUUCGUGAACGGAGUAAUGAAGAUUUCACCGAUAUUUGGGAAACCUUUCCAUCUACUGAGAAACCUCGUCUCCAUGGAAGAGUGCGAUUCGACGGGUCCCCAUCAGUAUAAGAUUACCUCUUAUUGCAGGAUCAUGAAUGAUCUUAUUAAGUCAACCAAAGAUGUGGAGCUUCUCAUUGAAAAAGGCAUUCUUCCGAGGGUCGGCAUCAAUAAUGAGGAGUUGGCUGGUUUCUUUAAUGACAUUUGCAACAAUACUGUCACAACCUCCUCUUAUUCUGCGUCAUUUGUUGAAAUUUCCAGAAGUGUGUGGCUGUAUUAUAAGAGGCAUUGGGUAUGGAGAUGGAUAGCAUGGAUCAAGCAUGACUAUUUGCACAAUCCAUCAUCAAUAUGGUCGGUUUCUAAUGCAGUGGUUCUUGUUAUAAUUCUCACUGCCAUACGGACUAUAUAUUCAGUUCUCUCUUACUACAAGUCGACCUAG
Messenger RNA from Rosa rugosa (rugosa rose), 909 nucleotides. RefSeq names its product putative UPF0481 protein At3g02645. NCBI's taxonomy places the organism in Eukaryota, Viridiplantae, Streptophyta, Magnoliopsida, Rosales, Rosaceae. The coding region runs from base 1 to 909 and encodes 302 amino acids. The record is from RefSeq and is a predicted model, not a curated record. The transcript has a single exon.